Messenger RNA from Diaporthe citri, 666 nucleotides. RefSeq lists its product as uncharacterized. The transcript has a single exon. The record is from RefSeq and is a predicted model, not a curated record. Bases 1 to 666 code for a protein of 221 amino acids. Lineage: Eukaryota; Fungi; Ascomycota; Sordariomycetes; Diaporthales; Diaporthaceae. Gene Ontology annotation, cellular component: U2-type spliceosomal complex; post-mRNA release spliceosomal complex.
AUGUCAGCACCACACACAACACUCAGCGCCGCGGCAGACGACCGCAAAGCGCGGCUCGCAAAACUCAAGUCCCUCAAGCGCAAGCAACCCGAAGACGAGAUCGCGCCCCCCGAGUCAGACCGCAUAGCGUCGCCGGCGCCACAAGCCGCAGAGGCACCCGGCACAGAAGCCCAGAACGAGGGGCAGGAGGAGGAUGACGUCUCGAGGAAAUACCUGUCCGGGCGCAACUACGACGCCGAGACCAAGGGCCCCAAGCUGGGCUUCGAGGCGCCGCCCACGCUGGGGCCCGAGGACCAGACGCUGGAGGAGCAGGCGGCGGAGCUCGAGGCUGAGGUGCGGAGGAAGGCGGCCGAGGACGCCGGGGACGACCGGGGCAUCGACCUGUUCAAGCUGCAGCCCAAGAAGCCGAACUGGGACCUGAAGAGGGAGCUGGACAAGAAGCUGGAGGUGCUCAACGUCAGGACCGACAACGCCAUCGCGAGGCUCGUGAGGCAGAGGCUGCAGGAGAAGAAGGCCGAGGCGCAGAACAAGGACGGGAGGCUGGCGGACGGGGACGCCGUCGCUGCUGGCCUGGAGGGCGGGGAGUUGGAGGAGAUUGUGAGGCUGAGGGAGAAAGAGGAAGAGGCGGAGGAGCAGAGGGAGCGAGAUGCUAUCGAGGCAGAGUGA